Molecule: messenger RNA, 1609 nt
Organism: Corythoichthys intestinalis (scribbled pipefish)
Lineage: Eukaryota; Metazoa; Chordata; Actinopteri; Syngnathiformes; Syngnathidae
Gene: lyve1b
Product: lymphatic vessel endothelial hyaluronic receptor 1b
Exons: 6
Coding region: 24-917 (297 amino acids)
Biological process (GO): cell adhesion
Cellular component (GO): plasma membrane
Molecular function (GO): hyaluronic acid binding; transmembrane signaling receptor activity
Source: RefSeq, a predicted model, not a curated record
UCUUGGCGCGUUAGAAGAUCAGGAUGGUUGUUGUGACCGAUCCCAACCUGUUGAUGCUGACGAUCGCCUCCUCACUUGUCACAGCCUCCCAAGGCCAGAGUGCCGCUGGAGUCUUCUUGCUCAUGGAAUAUGAAACUUACAGCUUCAACUUCACUGCUGCGUCCACUGCAUGCCACUCACAUCACGGCACCAUGGCGACCGCCGCCAAUGUGGAGGAGGCACUUCGGCAUGGACUGGAGACCUGCAAAUUUGGCUGGGUGGCAGAACAGGUGGCCGUCAUCCCGAGACGCACAGUGAGCAGUAGGUGUGGAAAUGGCAAAACGGGGCUAGUGAAGUGGUAUGCCAGGCUGGACCAGGCUUUUGGGGUCUUCUGCUUCUCUGCCACAGCUGCUCCACAAAUAUCCACCUCGGUCUCCGCAACCUCAACAACUUUGUUCACAACAACGCCCGUCAUACCGCCACACCCUUCCUCAACAGCCAUUUCUUCCUCUUCACCAGCAACAACUACUAAAGUGCCCUUGUCCUGGAUUUCUCAUUUAGCCCAUAUCUCUACUUCCUCUACACCUCUUCCUUACCAUGCCUCAUACUCACCUUCUUCAGCUCAUCCACUUCCUUCUCAUGUCAUCACUUCAUCCUUGUCGUCGAGCACUUCGGCCCAGACUUAUGCUUCUAAUCAGCAGAUGCCCACCAAGCCCCCCCAGAAAGCAUUUUGGGCAGUGCUCAUCAUCCUUGGUGUUGCCUUCCUGAUGGUGACAGUGACCGGAGUCUUGUGUUACUACUACAGACUGGCAGGAUGGGUGCAGGAUUUCAUUCCAACAAAUCGUGACGACAACUUUUCACCAAUUUGGUGUCGAACAAAUGUAAUCAGAUGCUUGCAGUCGGGUGCUGCUUGUUUUAGCAGAAACCUCAUUGGUUAAACUGUCUUUCCUUGAUUGGUUGGAAACAAAAACCAGGACUCACAGCAGCCCUUGACGACCGGUUUGGAGACCCCUGAUUUACGUGUUUCCAAUUUUGCUCGAUUGUUUUAAUAAUUUUUCAUCAAGACAAAAUUUUAAUUUUUAUUGUUUGUCAUUUAAAAAAUUGUGGCUUUUAAUUUUAUAUUGAAAUAUUUUUCUUAACUUAUGUUUAAAUGAAUGAUUUAAUAUAUGUCAUGGACUAUUUUUUUAUUAUUUCAAUCAAAUGAAAUGAUUAUAUAGAUAUUUCCAAAUAUUUACUUGUGCCCCAUAGAGCUGUCCCGAUAUUAUCAGUCGAUAAAAGCAUUUAAAUUAAUACCAGAAAAUAUUAGUAAGUUUUGCGCCAGUAUGUAUCCUAGGAUAUAAAUUAUUGUACAGGCUUGCAGCCUUCGUGCAAGGGCUUGUUACAUCUUUGCACAACAGCUGUGCUUAAGGAGACCUCUCGAUGUCUACAAAUUAAGAUGCUUGGGAUUUGUUACCUUAAGACCCUAAUCAAUCAUGGUGGACAAAUAAAAUGAACAAUAAAUGAAAAAUAAUGAAUUAUAAACUAGACAUGUGCCGAUUACCGGUUUCAAGGUAUACCAAGGUGUGAAAAUUUCAAGGUUUUAAAACAGCAAACAUUUUCCAUCAUACCGUUUCUAAUGUAUUAGCUUUUU